Molecule: messenger RNA, 867 nt
Organism: Fonsecaea nubica
Lineage: Eukaryota; Fungi; Ascomycota; Eurotiomycetes; Chaetothyriales; Herpotrichiellaceae
Exons: 1
Coding region: 1-867 (288 amino acids)
Cellular component (GO): cytoplasm
Molecular function (GO): aldehyde-lyase activity
Source: RefSeq, a predicted model, not a curated record
AUGGCGUCCUAUGGCAUUCCCAGCGGGACCUCGCAAGACAGCUGUGCAUCACCAAAGACAUUUGUCCAGAAAAUCAAGUCUCAGGAUGGUCCUCUUGUCGGUACCGUCUUGACGAUUCCGUCACCCAUCAUUGCCCAACUGGCCGGACAGGCUGACGGCGACUUCGUCAUGAUCGACAUGGAACACGCCCCGUUGACCAUGGACGUGGUUACGCAAAUGGUCCACGCAUACGUGCAAGUAUCGCGGGGGACACGCUUCCCCAUCAUCCGCAUCCCAUCACACGGGGUUGAAUACGUGAAAUGGGGUCUCGACAGCGGCGCCGCAGGCAUCAUCAUCCCUAUGGUCAACAAUGUCGCCGAGAUGAAAGCGAUCCUAGAUCGUGCGCUAUAUCCGCCGGCUGGUCGGAGGAGUUUUGGGCCCCUCUACGCGCCCUUUGGCCACCCGGACGGGCCUCACGGAGGAAUGGGGGGAUACUUUGAGAGGGCCAAGAGAGGAGAUAUUGCGAUCCUACCCAUCAUCGAGUCCCGCGAGGGGCUGGAGAACGUCGAGGAGAUCCUCGCCCUCGAGGGCGUCUCCGGGUGUUUCAUCGGUCCAGCUGAUUUGCGACUGUCUCUGGGACUCACGGCGGCGGUGGACGGACCAGAGCCGGAAUUUCUCAACGCCUUGAAACGAAUAUGUGCCGCGGGGAAGAAACUGGGCAAGGUCGUGGGGUGUAUGGGCAUGGGGGAGGAUCACGCGAGGAAACGUGCGGCGGAGGGGAUGGACUUUCUUCUGUCCACUUUCGACUAUGGCUCUAUCGUCAGCGGUCUUGCGAAUGACAUUGCUGCGGCUCGUCAAGGUGCUCGGAGCGCUGGUGCGAAGUUGUGA